Molecule: messenger RNA, 1773 nt
Organism: Haemorhous mexicanus (house finch)
Lineage: Eukaryota; Metazoa; Chordata; Aves; Passeriformes; Fringillidae
Gene: DYNC2I2
Product: dynein 2 intermediate chain 2
Exons: 9
Coding region: 94-1602 (502 amino acids)
Biological process (GO): intraciliary transport
Cellular component (GO): ciliary plasm; cytoplasmic dynein complex
Molecular function (GO): dynein heavy chain binding; dynein light chain binding
Source: RefSeq, a predicted model, not a curated record
CCAGAGGCGCGGGCGGCGGGAGCGCCGCGGGCCGCGACCGCCGGGAGCGACCCCCGAUCCGCCCGGCACCGCCAGGCCCUCUUCGGCCCCGGCAUGUUCGCGGACAGGACGGCACCCGGUGCCGACGUGCAGUCGCUGUGGAGGAGCGCCCGGAGCGCGCGCUGCGAGGCGAAAACUUGCCAGACUGGGAAAAUUUCAACAGCAGAAGCUACAACACAGUCUCAUACAGCCCGAGAUGCUGCAGUGCAGACAGAACAGAGCAAAGAUGCUGUCCAAGACUUCCAGCAAGAAGUCCAAGUAGAUUACAUUGGGCUUCUGUCAUUCCUUCAGAGAGUGGAGGAUGCUGUUAUCAAAGAACUAAAUAAAAACUGGAAAAGUCAUGCCUUUGAUGGCUUUGAAGUGAACUGGACAGAUCAGGAUGAAACAGUGUUGUGUUUGCAUACAUUGUCAUACCCAGAGGCUCAGGAUCAAAACCUGCAGGUCACCAGUGUUUCAUGGAAUGCCACAGGAUCUGUCAUUGCAUGUUCCUAUGGCCGGUUGGACGAUGGGGACUGGAGCACAGAAAAAUCCUAUGUUUGUACCUGGAAUCUGGACAGAAGAGGGUUGAAUCCACAGCACCCUGACCUGGUGGUGGAUGUUCCCAGUUCUGUCAUGUGCCUGGCUUUCCAUCCCUCCCAGCCAUCACUGAUAGCUGGUGGCCUGUUCAGUGGGGAGUUGGUGGUGUGGGACACCAGCAGGACAGAAGACCCUGUGAUCUGGAGGACAGGGAUGACAGAUGACACCCACACUGACCCCGUCUAUCAGGUUAACUGGUUACCUGACUCCAAGCACAGAAACCACACGCGGCUGUUGAGUGUGGGCACAGAUGGGAAGAUCCUCGUGUGGAGGGAGGAGCGGGAUGGGCGGCUGGCCUUGGCUGAAGGAUUUGCCAUCGUGGCUCAGCAGAUCCCUCGCAGCACUCGGCUGAAGAAGGUGGCCUGGGGAGAGGCAGCCGUGGGAGUGACCUCGCUCUCCUUCUCACCCUUCGAUGCCGGUGUGUUCGUUGUGGGUGUGGAAGGCGGGUACUGCCUGCGGUGCUCCAGCGCGGCCCAGAGCCCGGCUCUGCCACGGCCGGGCGGCUCCGUUCCCCUCAGGGCGCCGGCAGAACUCGCCUUCUCCCCUCACGCUGGGCCCGUGUACUCCGUGAGCUGCUCACCCUUCCACAGGAACCUCUUUCUGAGCUGUGGAACCGACGGACAAGUUCACUUGCACUCCAUGUUGCAGACACAGCCCCUCUUUGCUCUACAGUUAUCAAAGAAGUACCUGUUCUGUGUAUGCUGGUCUCCAGUUCGACCACUGGUUUUUGCAGCUGCGUCUGGGGAAGGAGAGGUGCACCUGUUUGACCUGGCGAGGAGCACGCAGAAGCCCACAGUGUCCCUGAAGCAGUCUGUGGGUGACUGCCCUGUGUAUUGUUUGGAAUUCAACACCAAGCACACGCGGCUCCUGGCAGCAGGGGAUGCUGCUGGGACAGUCAAAGUCUGGCAGCUGAGCUCCAACUUCACUGAGCAGGGACCAAGGGAAAUGAGUCACCUGGAGCAGCUGGCAAGUGAGAUCAUGGACUGAGGGAGCAGCACAACAGCUGUGAGAAGCUUGUAACUGCCCUGACUCCAGGAUCAAUUCCCCACUCACCUGUUCCAGUGUUAGCCUGGAAAACACAGGUAACCAACGGCUGGAGUUGCCUUCACAUAGCAGUGAAAUCUGCAUUUAACCAUUAAACACAAGAUGAUGUGGUUC